Messenger RNA from Tilletiopsis washingtonensis, 753 nucleotides. RefSeq names its product NAD(P)-binding protein. The transcript has 5 exons. The coding region runs from base 22 to 708 and encodes 228 amino acids. The record is from RefSeq and is a predicted model, not a curated record. Lineage: Eukaryota; Fungi; Basidiomycota; Exobasidiomycetes; Entylomatales. Gene Ontology annotation, molecular function: oxidoreductase activity, acting on the CH-OH group of donors, NAD or NADP as acceptor.
GUGAGGCGCUUUCAUGGCCCCAUGCGCGGCAGCUCACACCUCGCAGGGCGGCAGUGGAGCUUUCAGUGCGAUGUGUCGAGCAGAGCGGACGUUGAUCGGGCUGCGGAGCGCAUCCGCCAAGAGGUCGGGCACCCGACGAUGCUGCUGAACAACGCCGGCGUCAACCACCCCAACCUGAUCCUCGAUCUCUCUGAUGGCGACAUCGACAGCAUGUUCGACACCAACGUAAAGGCGCACUUCUACACCAUCCAGGCCUUUCUGCCGCACAUGCUCGCGCGCGGCAGCGGGCACAUUGUCUGCACGGCCAGUGCGCUGAGCUACGUCGGCGCCUCGCUCAUGACCGACUACUGUGCCUCGAAGCACGCGCUGCUCGGGCUCAUGGAGGCGCUGCGCUACGAGCUCGACAAGAAGUACAAAGCGCCUCGCGUCCGCACGACGGUCGUCACGCCAGGGCAUAUCCGCACGCCGCUGUUUGCAGACGUCAAGACGAGCGCACUUGCCGCAUUUCUGAGCCCCACGCUCGAGCCGCAGGCGGUAGCGCAGGCGAUGGUCGAUGCGCUCGAGCGGCAGGAGAGCUCGCACAUCGCCAUGCCCUUCUACGCUCACUCUGCGCCGCUGCUCAAGACGUUGCCGUCGUUCCUGCGCGAUCUGGCGCAGUGGAUCGCAAACGCGGACGACACCGUCAGCGCCUGCACCAAGGCGAGAUAGGAAUGCAUGGCAUGGCAGUGGCCGGGGGAUCUAUGGUGCGGGGUA